AUGCGGAAAAGUGCCUCCAUGCAGGGCAUCAGGAGCCACCGCCGCUUUAUCACCGUGCGCGCGCUGAUACCGAUUCUCAUCAUUCUUUGCAUUUGCGGUGCUGUGGGCAUGGUACUUCUAGACAACCCCUCUCCGUCGGCGUUCGAACGGCCAGCGAAGACGACGGAGUUGCGAUCUAGUGACGAACAGGGCACUAACAAACCUGGUGAGCCGAGGCAGAGCAUGAUCCCGGCGUUGCCAACCACGACAACGGCACCGACUCGCAGCUCUGACGAAGAACUCAUAUCGGCUGAGUCCACGGCCACGACAUCCGUCCCGGCGCCUGCAAGCGCCACUGGUGCUGAGGAGAGCGUCACGCCGCUUGCGAACCCGACAACGGAAACGCCGGAGCAGGACGAGGCAAUGAGGGACCUGGAGCGGUGGACAAAGAUGCAGCUCCCUGAGGACUGGAUGGAGUGCAUUCGGAAAAACCUGCAACUGGACAAGAACGGGCAACCGCUACGCGAGGUGACGCAGAUGACGGACGCUAUCCCACUACUGAUCACGCCACUGACGGGCGACGUAAAGUUCUUCCCGUACUUUGUGUGCUCGAUGGACGUUGCUGUGCGGUACCAUUACGUGAUCCAGAACGAGCGUGACUCGGAGACGACGGCUGUGAUCAACAAGCUGCAGCGCCGCUUCGGUAACAGCGGGCGGUUGAUUGUUUUGCGCAACCGGUACAACCGUGGGUACUCCGGGAGUAUGAACCAGGGCUUCGAGUGGGCGCUGAAGGAGCGGACGGCGGAGGAGGUGCCGUGGGUGUUUGCUUGCGGCGUGGACACCAUCUUCGAGCCCGGGCUGCUAGCGAAGAUGGUGAAGGUUGUGCAGCAGAACACGCGCGGCGAUGCUGCGAUGCUAGCCGCGCUGCAGGCGGAGGUGGAGCUAGAGGAGCGGCUUGUGCGCGAGGGCAACUACUCCUACUACGAGCGAUGGGCGCCGCGUGGGCGCUCGCUCAAGGUGCUACGAAGUGGGUAUCCAGGGGUGCCGUUGAACGUGCGGACUGCGCCGCUGCUGCCAGACCGCAUUCGGUACAUGGUGGCGGAUGAGAACCGCCAAAGCGGGAUUGUCGACCCUGCGGAGUUGCGAAGGCGCUUCUUUGGGAACUACGUGGCGACUGUGACUCCUGUCCCGUUUGCCCUGGGCACCAUUGCGGUGACGCGGCUGGCGCUGUCGACUGUUGGGUACUUUGACGAGAACUACUUCCCCGCGUACAUGGACGACAUCGACCUACGGUGGCGACACUUUGCGUAUGGGUUCGGUACACUGUAUGCCGAGCUCAACGGCCCAGUGACUCGCUGGCACCACUACAACGCUGCAAACCUUCGCGGCAGCCCGUUUGUGGAUAAGGACCUGGAGAACUAUGGCACAGAGGACAACCACAGCCGCCGCGCCUUCGUGAAUUACAUCCUCCGCUCUAAGGGCAUGUACGACAGGGUCAAGUAUGGCCCGCGGGACCUGGGGGGUGUAUGGCGUGAGGCUGUCCAGGAGGCCGAGUUCAAGUACAUGCACUUCAAUGUGUCCCAGUACCCUGCGGACACAUGGGUGCUCGAUGAGGAUGCGCGCCGGUGCAUGUUUCGCCUCACGUACAACUACGAGAGGCAGGUGUGGACAAGGCCGAGGAACUGCUCCUACAAUCCGCGGACGCUGGAGGAGAGCGGCAUCCUGGGCGUGGACCAGCUGGCGAGCUACAAGUCGAUGCUGGAGGGGCAAAAGUUUGAUUACAAGUAA
Leishmania mexicana MHOM/GT/2001/U1103 is the source of this 1767-nucleotide messenger RNA. RefSeq names its product putative GIPL galf transferase. Bases 1 to 1767 code for a protein of 588 amino acids. The transcript has a single exon. The record is from RefSeq and is a predicted model, not a curated record. Lineage: Eukaryota; Euglenozoa; Kinetoplastea; Trypanosomatida; Trypanosomatidae.